CCCAGCCCUCUAACGCUGCCCCUCCGUUCAAAGCACGACUCCCCCACAACGUUGUCACCAUGACCACUCUCUCGUCCACCGCACCCUCCAGGCCGAGACGCGCCUCUCACUCCUUAGCCCCCUCCCCUUCCGCUUCCCCCGCCCCCAGGCCGCCCACUUCUAGGGUCUCCCAUCGACCCACCCCAUCCCAGGCUGCCGCGGCGCGUCGUGCUUCAAUCAUAGCCGCUCCAGCAGAUUCCAAAGAUGCCCUCGCCGCCUCCCUCAAGCAGGAGACAGAACAGAAGGAGCAGCUGCUCAUCCAGGUGCAGAACAAGGACAACACUAUAUCCGAUCUGACGAAAGAGAACGCGAGCCUUCUUUCGACUCUCAAUGCAGCAGAGACGAGCCUCAAUGAUCUCUAUGCUGAGCAGGCGCGCAUGGAAGACGAGAUGGCAGCUCGUAUUGACGUGUCCGACAAACUUAGGGCACAACUACGUGAGCUCGAGAAGGAAAAGAGAGACCUCCAGCGACGUUAUAACGAACAGACCUCGACGUUUGAAGCGGAACGUCAGGCCUUUUAUGAUAAUGAACAGCAUCUAAAGUCACGCAUUCAGUCCCUGACUCAGUCACGGAAACAGGCCGAGAGGUCCCGGACGCCGGAGCCAUCAGAGCCUGACACUGAACAUGACCAGGUCGACCAAGAAUCCAUCAAACAACCGGACUCCACCGAACAAGAUAUCAAUGACCCAGAGCACGAACCAGCAGAAAUGACUUCCCUCAAGCUUGAGCUAUCCACUCUUUCCACAUCAUACGCAUCUUUACAGAAUACUCUCGUUCUCUUGCAGACGCAACUUGUUGAUGUCAAACGCGUUAACAAUGAAUUGCAAGAAGAUAACGAAAGCUACAUGAUUCUCCUUCGGGAGAAAACCCUCAGCGGCCAAUUUAAUGUUCUCAAACAGGUCGGUGGAGCUACGAGCACGACGGACGGCGAGUAUGACGACGAUAUGGACGAGGCAGAGCUUGAUGACCGCGAGGAUGUCGAUAGCACGGGAAGCCAUGGCACAGGACGGAGUCGUACACUCGACAGGGUGGACGAGGAGGCUGGAGAAGAUGCCUCAGUACACGAAAUCGAUCCCGAUGCAGAACCUCUUAGCCCAGGAAGCGGGUCUCGCCGCAGCGCUGGUCGUCGUCUUCGUGGCUCAGCAUCUCCCGACAGUGUUCCUCGUGGAGAGUCGCUCGCAGGUCUUCCUAUUACCGGACCAGGACUUGAUUUGGCAGCCGAACUUGGACGGGCCGAGAGCAAUAACCCUAUGUCUUCCGAGAUCGAAGAGAGCGACAGGUCUCUUGGUCGCAAGAACAAACGCGGAAAGAAAGGCUCCGCUGAGAGCCGCAAGGUUUCAAACCCAGAUGGCGCCGAAUUCCAUGAUAUGGAGACACUUCGCAGCGAAGUCAAAUCUCUCAAGGAUGCAAACAAGGCACUGUCCCUUUAUGCAUCCAAGAUCAUCGACAGGAUCAUCGCUCAGGAAGGUUUCGAACAUGUACUUUCCGUCGACUAUGAGCCCAGUGAGCCAAAGUCUGAGACCACCCUCUUGCCAAGCACGAAAGAGUCUGCAGCCAAGAAACCCCGCCCUCAGACCACUAUGUUUUCACUAGGCUCCUCCAAGCCUUUCCCCAAAGUCGCCACGCCCGAAACACCCAGCUCACCACAGCCUGUCUUGUCUGCCACUAAUAGUCCCGAUCCGUCUCGGCCUUCAAGGACGAAGCGCCGGUCCCUUUCUAUUGAUUGGAAAAGCUUCUCUUUGUUUGGAGGGAGUGAGAAGAAGGACGCCGCCACUCUUCGUCCCCUCACUCUCAAGCCAGGAACAACCCCUAUGAUGGGUGCACGCAAGCUGGAUACCCAGGAGGAUGAAGAGGAUCGACGCGAGAGAGAACGACUCAACGCCACCAUGAAGUUGAUGGGCAUAGAAAAACCUCUUGUUUCGCCCGCAGUGUCGAACUCGGCUUCUGGAAGCCCCAUUGUCGCACCGCCUCUGGAAAAGACGUCUUCUUCUCCGGGUCCACAAACCUCUGCUACUGCUGCUCAGUCACGGUUCUCGCUUUUCCGCUCGAAGUCUGCCGCAGCCUCUGAUGGCUCUGCCGCCAACUCGGGGCGGUCCUUCGGUCUCGGCAUCGGUGGUAACAACGCUCAAAACGACCUCACGCAGGAAGCUCUGGAGCACGCUGAGGCCCAGAAUUCGUUGGCUGUCCUGGACGCACGUGAGCGGACGCUGAGCGAGGUACUCUCAAAAGGCGGCAGCGGUGGGUUCACUGAGAUCACACGUAGAAGCUUGGGCGAUGAACGGAGAAGCAGACGAAGUCGUAGAACCGGAGAUGGCAGCGGCAGCGGCAGCACUGUCUGGAGUGCAGGCAUGAGUCGUCACGAGGAGGAUGAUGAUUCCUGAUUGACAUGAUACCUCAGGUGUACCGGAGACUGACCACCCGCAUUUACUAUACCCCCCGCUUUG
Messenger RNA from Coniophora puteana RWD-64-598 SS2, 2483 nucleotides. RefSeq lists its product as uncharacterized. The record is from RefSeq and is a predicted model, not a curated record. NCBI's taxonomy places the organism in Eukaryota, Fungi, Basidiomycota, Agaricomycetes, Boletales, Coniophoraceae. The transcript has 3 exons. Bases 60 to 2420 code for a protein of 786 amino acids.